GAAAAGAAGGAGCUAGCUAUUGUUGAGUGAAUGUAGUGUGAGGGAGUUGCUCAGUCGCAGCUUAACUGCAACGCCAACAACCAUUAGCUGCAUACCCUCUUUUCUCGAUUUCCUUUGCUAUGAUUUUGACAAGAUGAUGAAUCGGACUCUGCGCUUUCUCCUUCUUCUCCUUCUCUGUUCCCACGUCCUCUCAUGGAAGAAGGACGAGUUCAGAAACUGCAACCAGACCCCAUUCUGCAAGCGAGCUCGAUCUCGCAACCCCGGUCACUCCUCCCUCGUCGCCACCGACGUCUCCAUCGCCGACGGCGACCUCACCGCCAAGCUCAUCUCCAAAGAUCAACCCCAAACCGAAACAAAACCCUUGAUCCUCACCCUCUCCGUCUACCAAGACGGUAUCCUCCGCCUCAAGAUCGACGAAGACCCUUCACUCUCCCCACCCAAAAAACGCUUCGAGGUCCCAGACGUCGUCGUUUCCGACUUCCCCAACAAAAAGCUCUGGCUCCAAAGACUCUCCUCUGAGGACGGUCCUUCCUCCGUCGUCUACCUCUCCGACGGCUACGAUGCCGUCCUCCGCCACGACCCAUUCGAGCUCUACGUCCGUGAGUCGGGUUCGGGUUCGGUUAACCGGGUCGUGUCUUUGAAUUCCCACGGGUUGUUUGAUUUCGAGCAGUUGAGGGAGAAAAUAGAAGGGGAUGAAUGGGAAGAGAGUUUCCGUAGCUACACGGACAAAAGACCCUACGGUCCUCAAUCCAUUAGCUUCGAUGUAUCGUUCUACGGUGCUGAUUUCGUGUAUGGAAUUCCCGAACGCGCUACAAGUCUUGCAUUGAAGCCAACCAGAGGACCCGGUGUUGAUGAAUCAGAACCUUACAGGCUCUUCAACUUGGAUGUCUUCGAGUACAUUCACGAUUCCCCAUUUGGGCUUUAUGGUUCGGUGCCUUUCAUGGUUUCGCACGGGAAAUCGAGGGGUUCUUCUGGUUUCUUCUGGUUGAAUGCUGCUGAGAUGCAAAUUGAUGUUCUUGCCCCUGGUUGGGAUAGUGGGUCUGGGAUUGCGCUUCCUUCUUCGCAGAGCAGGGUUGACACGUUUUGGAUGAGUGAAAGUGGUGUUGUGGAUGUGUUCUUUUUUGUAGGUCCUCUUCCUAAGGAUGUGUUGAGGCAGUACACGAGUGUGACGGGGACUUCUGCAUUGCCUCAACUGUUCUCCAUUGCUUAUCACCAGUGCAGGUGGAACUAUCGUGAUGAGGAGGAUGUUGAGCAUGUUGAUUCCAAGUUUGAUGAGUUGGACAUUCCUUAUGAUGUUCUGUGGCUUGAUAUUGAGCACACCGAUGGGAAGAGGUAUUUUACUUGGGAUAGGGUUCUUUUCCCUAAUCCUGAAGAGAUGCAGAGGAAGUUGACUGGGAAGGGUAGACGCAUGGUCACCAUUGUGGAUCCUCAUAUUAAGCGAGAUGAGUCCUUUCAUCUGCACAAGGAGGCCUCGGAGAAGGGAUAUUAUGUUAAGGAUGCCAGUGGCAAUGACUUUGAUGGUUGGUGCUGGCCUGGCUCAUCAUCAUACCCUGACACGUUAAACCCUGAAAUUAGGUCCUGGUGGGCUGAUAAGUUUUCUUAUCAAAAUUAUGUUGGUUCAACUCCUUCUCUUUACAUAUGGAAUGACAUGAAUGAACCUUCCGUCUUCAAUGGUCCGGAGUUGACAAUGCCGAGAGAUGCUUUACACUAUGGAGGUGUGGAACAUCGGGAGUUGCACAAUGCAUAUGGAUAUUACUUCCAUAUGGCAACAGCUGAUGGGCUAUUGAAGCGUGGUGAGGGGAAAGACAGGCCAUUUGUUUUGUCAAGAGCAUUAUUUGCUGGAACUCAAAGGUAUGGAGCAGUUUGGACUGGGGAUAACUCUGCCGAUUGGGAUCACUUAAGAGUUUCUAUUCCAAUGGUUUUGACCCUUGGUCUUACUGGGAUGACAUUCUCUGGUGCUGAUGUUGGUGGGUUUUUUGGGAAUCCUGAACCUGAGUUAUUGGUUCGCUGGUAUCAGAUAGGAGCUUAUUAUCCUUUCUUCAGGGCCCAUGCCCAUCAGGACACAAAAAGAAGAGAACCAUGGUUAUUUGGAGAACGAAAUACAGAAUUGAUUAGGGAUGCAAUACAUGUUCGUUAUUCGCUUCUCCCAUAUUUCUACACAUUAUUCAGAGAGGCUAACAGUACUGGUGUUCCUGUUGUCCGUCCAUUGUGGAUGGAAUUCCCAUCUGAUGAAGCUACUUUUAGCAAUGACGAAGCCUUCAUGGUUGGGAACAGUCUUUUAGUGCAAGGGAUCUAUACUGAGCGAGCUAAGCAUGCAUCAGUCUAUUUGCCUGGAAAAGAAUCCUGGUAUGACCUAAGAACUGGAACUGUGUACAAGGGAGGGGUGACACACAAGUUGGAGGUUACGGAGGAGAGCAUUCCUGCUUUCCAGAGAGGCGGAACCAUUCUAACAAGAAAAGACCGAUUUCGGCGAAGUUCCACUCAGAUGACAAAUGAUCCCUAUACUCUGGUUAUAGCUCUGAAUAGUUCCCAAGCAGCUGAAGGUGAACUCUACAUUGAUGAUGGCAGGAGCUUUAAUUUUCUGCAAGGGGCAUACAUCCAUAGACGUUUUAUUUUUUCAAAUGGGAAACUUACAUCUAUAGACCUGGCACCUGCUACCGGUGGCAAUGUUCACUAUCCAUCAGAUGCUGUCAUUGAGAGGAUUAUCCUGCUAGGACAUGCUCCUGGCUCAAAGCAUGCACUGAUUGAACCAUCAAAUCACAAUGUUGAUAUCGAACUUGGCCCCCUUUGGAUUCAAAGGGCACGUGCACCAGCUGUCAUGACCAUACGUAAACCUAAUGUCCGUGUUGCAGAUGAUUGGACUAUAAAAAUUUUGUAACAUAAUUUGAGGAAGGUAUUUAAUGUUCAAUGUUACUGGCAGUGCAAAACUAGAUUUGUUUCUGUAGUUGAGUUGAUAUGAAGUGGAACCGCAAACAUUGGGGCAAGAAGAAAGAAAAUCACAAGUCUACCAAUUCAGUUUGAGCGGCUUGUUUAAUGACUAGGAUUUGAGAAAGAUUAACAUUGGAAGUUGUGAUUCCAUUGUUGCCUACAGGAAUUAAUUUGAUAACGAUAAAUUUUUAUCAUCUACAAUGGUGCCCCUCGUCCUUCGUGGUCUACUUGUGUUU
This is a messenger RNA of Gastrolobium bilobum, 3164 nucleotides long. RefSeq names its product probable glucan 1,3-alpha-glucosidase. The transcript has 6 exons. The record is from RefSeq and is a predicted model, not a curated record. Lineage: Eukaryota; Viridiplantae; Streptophyta; Magnoliopsida; Fabales; Fabaceae. Bases 134 to 2878 code for a protein of 914 amino acids. Gene Ontology annotation, biological process: N-glycan processing; carbohydrate metabolic process. Gene Ontology annotation, molecular function: alpha-glucosidase activity; carbohydrate binding.